Molecule: messenger RNA, 8154 nt
Organism: Fraxinus pennsylvanica
Lineage: Eukaryota; Viridiplantae; Streptophyta; Magnoliopsida; Lamiales; Oleaceae
Source: the annotation of a GenBank genome assembly
AUGGUGAAGAUUCCAGAGUUAUUUCAAUCUGUGGAUGGUUACCUUGGUUCAUAUGUCUUCCCCUUACUGGAAGAAACACGUGCUGAACUUAAAUCUUCCAUGUACACUAUUAAUGCAGCACCUUUUGCAGAGGUGACAUCUCUUAGAGCAGCAAAUCCAUCUGAUAAGCAAUCAUUUCUUUACGACGUUAAAGUUGAUAGCUGGAAAAAUAGAUUUUUGGAUAAUGGUAGUAAGCCAUAUAGAACCGUGCCUGGAGAUGUUGUUUUGCUUUCAGAUGGGAAACCUUCGGCGGUUGCUGACCUACAAAGUGCUGGAUGGAAAUGCACUAUUGCAUACGUGACUCAUAUUUCAGAAAAUGAGAAUGAUAAUAAUUGUGUGAUUGCCAAUUUCAAAGUGGAAUCUGGGAAGUGGUUUGAAUACGAAGAUCGAUUGGGCAAUUCGGUCUAUGUUGUUUUCUUGAUGAACACAACAACUCAUACAGAAAUAUGGAAUGCAUUAUCCAUGCAUAAAAAUCCCAAGAUCAUCGAAACAGUUUUGUCCACUAGUAAUCUGGUAAGUUACAUUGCUGCUAUAAAGGCUGAAGAUAUGUGUAACGUUUGCUCUCAACGCGGUACUCAACUAAAUGUAGCAACUAUAUCGACUGUAAUGUCCAAGCUGAAUAAAUCGCAAAAGGAGGCAAUGAUGGACACCAUUAGGGGAGUACAAUGUGAGCACAAGUCUACUGUGAAACUCAUAUGGGGUCCUCCCGGGACUGGGAAGACGAGGACUUUAAGUGUAAUGCUACUUUGUCUCUUGCAAAUGAAUGCUAGAACCCUUAUAUGUGCCCCAACAAAUGUAGCAGUCGCAGGUCUGGCCACUCGAGUAUUAAAAUUAUCUAGGGAUUCAUUUAAAGCUGAAUACGAGAACGGAAUUUCAUCUUAUCCAUUGGGUGACAUCCUAGUCUUUGGGAAUAAGGAUCAUACGGAAAUGUUUUCAGACAUUGAGGAAAUAUCUCUUGAUUAUCGUGUUGAUAAGCUUGUAGAGUCCUUAUCACCUGCAGCUGGGUGGAAACACUGUAUAACUUCCAUGAUCUGUUUUCUCGAAGGUUGUAUUUCUCAGUACCGUUUCUAUGUGGAUGAAUUCUAUAAACCAGAAUCAAGAUCUUUGUUGGAGUUUUCUAGAGACAGAUUCAGACAUACAGCAUGGCCUCUCAGAAGACAUAUGUUGACAUUCUUUAAUCAUUUACCUAGGAAUUUCAUUGGUGAACAAAAUUUUCAAUACAUAGUGCAACUUCUUUCCCUACUGGACUCUUUGGAAACAUUGUUGUUUAAAGACAACAUGAAAUCUGAAGAACUGCAACAUAUAUUUUUACAUCAGGGAAUGGUUGGUUCUUCCAAAUCAUUUGUUGAUACGUUUUCCUUACCAGAUGGGAUAACCAAGUGUCUGUCUACUUUAAGAUCCCUACAGUGUUCUUUUUCAAAACUUGACAUUCCUAGUGUCAUGAGUAAAGAUGAGAUAAAAGGAUUAUGUUUCCAAAUGGCUACCUUAAUAUUUUGCACAGCUUCUUCAUCUUCUAAGCUACACUUGGUGAAUAUGAAACCUCUCAAAUUGUUAGUCAUUGAUGAAGCUGCUCAAUUAAAGGAGUGUGAAUCAAUUAUCCCCCUUCAAAUUCCCGGACUGAGGCAUGCUGUUCUUGCUGGAGAUGAAUGGCAAUUACAAGCUACAGUUAUCAGCAAGUCGUCUGAUGAAGCUGGCUUUGGAAGAAGUUUAUUUGGAAGACUGAGCUCACUUGGUCAUCCUAAGCAUUUUCUGAAUAUGCAAUAUAGAAUGCAUCCAUUAAUUAGCUGCUUCCCCAAUAAAAAUUUCUAUCUCAACAAGAUGUUAGACGCAACCAAUGUCAAGAAUAAAAGUUACAACAAAAGCUAUCUACCAGGGAGGAUGUAUGGUCCCUAUUCGUUCAUAAAUGUUUUUGGAGGAAAAGAAGAAAUGGAUGUUGUUCGACAGAGUAGACGAAAUAUGGUCGAGGUAGCUGUAAUAGUGAGGAUAGUGCACAAACUCUUCCAAGCAUGGAACAAAUCGAAAGAGAAACUUAGCAUCGGUGUAAUAUCACCCUAUUCUGCUCAAGUUGUGGCAAUUCAAGAUAAGCUUAGGCUUGAAAACCAUGAGAAGGUUACUGUCAAAGUCAAGUCCAUCGAUGGAUUUCAAGGUGGAGAAGAAGAUGUCAUAAUUGUAUCUACUGUAAGAUCUAACAAUGAUGGUUUCAUUGGAUUCUUGUCUAGUCCUCAGAGAACUAAUAUUGCUUUGACAAGAGCUCGGCAUUGUCUUUGGAUCUUGGGAAAUGAAAGCACACUAACGAAUCGUAAUUCAGUUUGGAGAACAAUAGUAUGUGAUUCUAGGGAUCGUCACUGCUUUUUUAGCGCUGAUGAAGAUGGUGACUUGGUUGAAGCCAUUAUAAAUGUUAAGAAAGAACUAGAUCAACUUGAGGAUCUACUGCAUGGAGAGAGUAUAGUGUUUAAAAGUGCAAGAUGGAAGGUAGUGUUUAGUGAUAAUUUCAGAAAUUCGUUUGAGAAAUUGUUAUCUUCCCAUUUGAAGAAGUCAGUCAUGUGCAUUUUACUCAAAAUUUCUUUUGGAUGGCGACCCAAGAGAAGAAGUGUGGACUUGAUGUGUGGGACUUCUUUGCAAAUUGUGAAACAAUUCAAGGUUGAAGGUUACUAUAUAAUUUGCACUAUAGAUAUAUUGAAAAAGUUUCAAUAUGAGCAAGUUUUGAAGGUUUGGGACAUACUAUCUUCGGAGGAGAUUCCAAAAUUCUUAAUACGCCUUGAUUCCAUAUUUAAUUCGUACACACAGGAUUUCAUCAAUCGCUGCAAGGAGAAAUGUUUAGAUGGGAAUUUGGAAGUUCCAAAGACUUGGCCAAUGUCUGACGAUAUAGUCCAGUACAAGGACCAAAAUGCCAAUUAUGAUGGUGAUUCAAGUAGUGAUGUAGGUUGCAGGAGUUGCAUUGAAAACUCCAAGGUGAAUGAGAGUUUAUUAUUGAUGAAAUUUUACUCUUUAUCAACUGGUAUUGUGAAACAUUUGCUAUCUGACAAGUUGGGUAGAGAACUGAAUCUCCCUUUUGAGGUUAACGAUCAGGAGAAGGAGAUAAUUUUAUUUCCUAAAAGCAGCUUCAUAUUAGGCAGAUCGGGCACUGGGAAAACUACAGUUUUGACUACGAAGCUUUACCGCAAAAUCGAGCAGUAUUGCCUGGCCUUGGAUGGCUUUAAUUCGGAAGAGAGAGGUAUCUGUAUGAGAAAUAAUGCAGAUGACAGUCAGUCUAUGGGUAAGUUUAAGGGGAAUAUGCUGCACCAGCUUUUCGUCACUGAGAAUCCACUGCUCUGUUUUGCUGUCAAACAGCACUUGUCUCAGCUGAAAAGCUUUGUUGACGGUGGACAGUUCGAUGCUGAUAAUAGUUCUAAUGUUAUGUAUGACAAAGAUGAAAUGUCACAAUUCCAGGAUAUUCCAGAUACGUUUGUUGGCAUUCAACCUGAUAUGUACCCUCUUGUUAUUACAUUUCGUAAGUUCUUAAUGAUGCUCGAUGGUACUUUGGGUAAUUCAUAUUUCGAGAGGUUUCGAUGUCUGAGGGGCUUUUCUCAAGAAAAAGGAAGUACAACAUCAGCUGCAUUACAGACCUUUAUAAGGACGAAGGAGGUUAAUUACGAUCGUUUCUGCUUCUUCUAUUGGCCCCAUUUUAAUAAAAAACUGACACGUAGUUUUGAUCCUUCAAGAAUAUUUACUGAGAUAAUGUCUCAUAUAAAAGUAGGCUUAGAAGCAGGGCUAAGCAGGGGGGACUAUGUUGCAUUGUCUGAUAAAAGGGUAUCUACUCUAAGUGCACAAGAAAGGGAUGCCAUCUAUAAUAUUUUCAAGGACUAUGAGAAAAUGAAAGCAAAGCGUUGUGAAUUUGAUAUUGCUGAUUUAGUGAUGGACCUUCAUUUUCGCCUAAGCAAUGAGAAUUUGCAGGGUGACAAAAUGGAUUUUGUGUAUGUUGAUGAGGUGCAAGACCUCACCAUGAGACAGAUAGCUCUUUUCAAGUAUAUUUGCAAAAAUGUUGACGAAGGAUUUGUAUUUUCUGGUGACACAGCACAGGCCAUUGCAAAGGGUGUCGACUUUAGAUUUGAAGAUGUACGUUCCUUAUUCUACAAUGAGUUUGUCAUGAAAUCAAGAAAUUGUAGAUUUCCCAGAAGAGAGAAAGGACUUAUAUCAGAUAUUUUUAACUUGACUCAGAAUUUCCGUACUCAUUCUGGUGUGUUGAAAUUAGCACAGAGUGUAAUUGAUCUUCUUUCACAUUUUUUCCCAAAAUCUGUUGAUGUAUUGCCACCGGAGACCAGAUUUGUUUAUGGUGAGCCUCCAGUUGUAAUUGAGUCAAGAACUAACGAGAAUGCCAUUGUAUCUAUCUUUGGAGGAAGUGGAAAUGUUGAUGGGAAAAUGUCAGGUUUUGGCUCCGAGCAGGUCGUACUAGUACGUAAUGACUCUGUGAAGAAGGAAAUUUCUAAUUCAAUUGGACAUCAAGCUCUUAUUUUGACGAUAGCAGAGUGCAAAGGCUUGGAGUUUCAGGAUGUUUUGUUAUAUGAUUUUUUUGGUUCGUCACCUCUGAGGACCCAAUGGAUGGUUGUCUAUGAGUUUUUAAAAGAAAAAGGUUUUCUCAAUUCCAGUUUUCAUUAUCCGAGCUUCAGCAAAUUAAGACACAGUGUCUUGUGUUCUGAACUGAAACAUCUAUAUGUUGCCAUUACUCGAACAAGGCAAAGACUGUGGAUAUGUGAAAACAAUUAUGAGUUUUUCGAGCCUAUUUUCGACUAUUGGAAGAGACUAAACCUUAUUCAAGUAAAGAAUGUGGACGUUUCACUUACUCAAGCGAUGCCAAGGGCAAGCAGCCGUGAUGAUUGGAAAUCAAAGGGAAUCAAGCUAUUUUGGGAAAAGAAGUAUGAGAUGGCAAUCACGUGCUUUGAAAGAGCUGGAGAACAAAUAUGGGAGAAAUGGGCCAAGGCAGCUCACCUUCGAGCAGCUUCAGGCCAAAUGUUUGGUUCGAAUCCCAAAUCUGCACGUACAAUGCUUAGAGAGGCUGCAGAAAUGUUUAAUUGUAUUGGCAAAGCUGAUUCUGCGGCUGAAUGUUUUUGUGACUUGAAUGAAUAUCAAAGUGCAGGAAUGAUUUAUUUGCAGAAGGGCGGGGAAUCUGAUUUAAGAAAAGCUGGGGAAUGUUUUAGUCUAGCAGGAUGUUAUGAGCUUGCUGCAGAAGCUUAUGAGAAGGGAAACUUUUUUGCGGAAUGCCUUUCAGCAUGCUACGAAGGGAAUUGUUUCAACAAUGGAUUGCGAUACAUUAAGUACUGGAAACAGCAGUCAGCUAGUAAUGAUGUUGUGAUGGGAAUAUAUAAAGAUUUAGACAAAAUUGAGCAAAACUUUUUGGAGAGUUGUGCUAAAUAUUAUCACAAGACUUCUCAUAAUGUAUCCAUGAUGAAAUAUGUUCGUUCUUUCCAGACAAUGGAAUUGAAACGAAACUUCUUGAAGUCUAUGGAUUGUAUUGAAGACCUAUUCUUUCUGGAAGAAGAGUUAGAAAACUUCAUGGAGGCUGAAGAAAACUUAAAACUCUUAGGAGAUCUUAACCGUGAGAUUAAUCGUCUCAGAAAAGGGAAACAUUAUAGAGAUGCCUCUUUAUUCAUCCUUGCCCAUGUACUUUCUUGCUCUUUAUGGGGGUCUGGAAGCAAUGGUUGGCCCCUGAAGUCGUUUCCUCAAGAGGAAAAUCUUAAAAGUAAAGCAAUAUCAAUUGCAGAGGAGGACGCGAUACAUUUCUAUGAAUUUGUUUGUGAAGUAGUCAAAGUUUUGUCACAUGAGCAGAGUAAUAUGUUUGAGUUGAUACAGUGUUUCAGAGCUUCAAGGAAGCACAAAAGUCUCAUGGGUGAAUUUCUGUCUGUCAGAAAACUGCUAGAUGCCCAUUUUCAAGUACAUCCGGCAGAGUACGAGUGGGAACAUGAAAUGCCUGUUGACUUAAAAAAAAAUUCUGAAGAAUUUUUUUUGCAGAAUCAAGUCACUGCCAGAACUCUCUUUUACAUUUGGAAUGUAUUCAAGAAGAACAUUUUGGAUGUCCUAGAAUCUCUUGAUUGUCUUGAACGGGAAGACUUCAGAGAAUGUAAGCAUACGGUUGAGUUUUGUUUGAAUUAUUUUGGCGUCCGCAGACUGUCAAAUAAUCUUAAUGUAACCUAUCUCUUACUGAACCCUGAUGCUAAAUGGGUUGAAACCAUUGAGAGGUUCGGGCGGCAGAACAGAAAGGCAGUGACUCUUGAUACUCAUUGUAUUGUGUCAGCCUCUAGGAAUUAUUGGCGAGGAGAAUUGGAUUCUGUUGGAAUGAGAGCUCUGGAAGUUCUUGAAGACCUUUAUAAAACUUCUGUGGUGGAAUCCUUGUCUAGGUAUUGCCAAAGCACGUGCCUCACCUGCAUGUUUGACAUAGUGAAGUUCUUCAUUGACUCCAAAUCAAUUGAUGUGAAGAAUGCUUCUCCCUUUGCGUUGCACAGUUUUGUGGAGCUAUAUUUCAGAUAUUUUGAAAUUGUUUUCCCUUUAGACUCUCAGUCAUCCUUAUCAGAAAAUAUGAUCUCUCUGAGGGGAACUACACUGUCCCAGAAUUUACUUGAAGAAGUUAUCGCUAGUAAUAUUAGCACGAAAAAUGAACUUACCUAUGGGCAAAUCGGAGAGGUUGUGACGAUAUGGCUCGGGUCUGGCAUGACAAAACCUGACCUUAAUAAGAUGAUUGUUCAAAAAUUCCCCCAAACGUCAUCCUGGAAAGAGUUUAUUAAGAUUCUCGGUGACGAUGGGAUUGAGGAGUCAGAUUCAUCUGGAUCUCUGUUGAGCAGUGGACUGAUUCAAAAGUUCAGUCAAUCUCUGGAAGAGACUUAUAUUGCAGACUGGAAUGCAAAGGGCUAUAUGACACCUAAUUGUUUCUUUUAUCUUAUGGAGCGCCUUGUUAUUUUGGCAUCUCAAUACAGUUGUUCCUUUUUCACUGUAAAAUCAGCAUUUGUAGAAUGGUUAAUAUAUCAUGAAUCUUGUGCCAAAUCAAGUUCAAGUUUAGUCACUGACAAGCAACCUUGUCCGGAAAAUGUCUUUGAGUUUCUAAUUGAUGUUGUCCAGCAGUUUCUAUUUGAUAGUUGUGACAUAAAAGAAUGGAUUAGAAGUUGUAAUAAUAAUCUCAAAUACAAUUAUCAAGUGCUGGGGUUGAGAUUGUUCGUUAUUUUGUGCUUGCUGUGCCUGAACUCGGGAAUGCAUGCCAAUGUACUUUUUGAGCUGCUGGAUACUUCGCAAAUCAGAUUCCAGCUGCCAAGAGAAUUUUGUGAAGCUCUUCAAAGGGAAAGAAAGUAUGAUCACAAUGCACUAAAUGCAAAUGCAGUUGCAGAAGCAUUUAAAAUUAUUGGGAAUCCUCUUGUCAUUGUGAACAUGGGAAAAAAUAAUCUGGAUUUUGUAUGUCCAAAUGCAAUUUUUCUUGACAUGGGAGGGUCCCCGGGCAAAAAAGACAUCUUGGAAGUUUUGUUUCCAAGAAGCUAUGAAUCUUCUCAUGUACGAGUCUCUUUUGAUGAUGAAUUAUGGCUGAAUUCAGCUGACAAUCAUUGCGCGGCUUCCUCAGUGCCACCUUUUGAAAGGGCAUCAAAAUUGGGUCACAAGAUUGGUAAUGUCAACCUGCAAAAAAACUGGGGAGUUCUUCAGGAAAUAUCAGAUAUGUUAAAAUCAGUGGAAAACAGAUAUGAUGAAAACUUGAAGGUCGGAGUGGAGGGGAUUAAGAGCUUAGUUGCUGAAAUUACCCAGUUCUCUGAGGAGAAAUCUGCAGCUGAUGGAGAUGAAAGCAUACUGGAGGAGGCCACCAACACAAUUUUGGAACUGGAGCAGCUUUCUUCUUUGUUAGAUAAAAGUGGCUUGGAAGAGAAGGAAACUUUGAAGAUUAGAGAACUUCUGAUAAGCUUGGAGUCAAGAAGGCAUAAAUUAGAUUUAUUCUUCAGCCGGUUUGUUAUGCAGGAGGGUACAAAUGAAAGAGAUGAAAGUAUUGUCUCUUGUGACAUGGAAAUCUCCAACGCUAACAAUAGUGAAGACAAUGCAAAGGAUUUACCGAGCUCUGUUUCUUCUGGUACAGAAAGUAAACCAACCAGGCCUCAAAAUGCCGUGCAGUAA